UCCGCCGCUGCCCGCCCGCCCGCGCGCCCGAACUGAGCAUCUCCCGCCGGGCGGACUCGUGGGCCUGAUCAGGAUGGAGUGGAUGUGGGCGCUCGUGCUGCUGGCCGCGCUGGGCAGCGGCCGGGCCGAGCGCGACUGCAGGGUGAGCAGCUUCCGAGUCAAGGAGAACUUCGACAAGGCUCGGUUCUCUGGGACAUGGUACGCCAUAGCCAAGAAAGACCCCGAGGGCCUCUUUCUGCAAGACAACAUCAUCGCUGAGUUCGCCGUGGACGAGAAUGGCCACAUGAGCGCCACGGCCAAGGGUCGAGUCCGUCUUCUGAGUAAUUGGGAAGUGUGUGCAGACAUGGUGGGCACCUUCACAGACACCGAAGACCCUGCCAAGUUCAAGAUGAAGUACUGGGGAGUAGCCUCCUUUCUCCAGAAGGGAAACGAUGACCACUGGAUCAUUGACACUGACUACGACACAUACGCCCUGCAGUACUCCUGCCGCUUGCUAAACCUGGAUGGCACCUGUGCUGACAGCUACUCCUUCGUGUUUUCCCGUGACCCCAAUGGGCUGCCCCCGGAGACACGGAAGCUGGUGAGGCAGCGGCAGGAGGAGCUGUGCCUGGACAGGCAGUACCGGUGGAUCGAACACAACGGUUACUGUCAAAGCAAACUCUCAGGAAACAUUUUGUAGCACCAUCAAGGAUGUAGUUACAUUUUACAACUUGUGAUUUACUUUCGUUCAGUCUUUAUCUGUAUUUAUCUUACAAGUUUAGUUUCCCCCUCCCAUGUCCCCUCAGUACACACAAAAUACAUGCAGGAAUGACUGAAUCUUCUCAUCCAAAUGUAUACUUUACUUAAGCUCCCUGAGGGACUAUCUGAGGCUUGGGAUUCCCAACUUUGAUUCAUUAAAAUAUAGAGACCAGC
This is a messenger RNA of Jaculus jaculus (lesser Egyptian jerboa), 912 nucleotides long. RefSeq names its product retinol binding protein 4 (gene Rbp4). The record is from RefSeq and is a predicted model, not a curated record. Gene Ontology annotation, molecular function: retinol transmembrane transporter activity; retinol binding. Gene Ontology annotation, biological process: retinol transport. NCBI's taxonomy places the organism in Eukaryota, Metazoa, Chordata, Mammalia, Rodentia, Dipodidae. The transcript is spliced from 6 exons. The coding region runs from base 74 to 679 and encodes 201 amino acids.